AGGAGUAGCAUUUAAAAUACAGCCGGCACUUGAGUUUUCUGCUUAUUAUUAGAAUCAACCCAAUGUUGGCAACGAAUAAUGCGUGUGAAAAAUCCAAACAAAAUUCGAAUUUUCUCGCCCCACAUGAACCCACCCUAGCCCCCCACACCAACCCUCUCAUGUAAUAUUUAUACCCACAGCACAGGCACAACUAAUGUCUACAGCAAAACCUCAAAUGGCUUUACCAAUUUUGAUCACUCUCUCCAUCCUGCUUUCACUCAUCACAAUCCCAGCAACCGGAGAGCAUCACAAUUUUGUGAAAUCUCUCGACCGCAAAUCUCUCCGGAUCGGCAGAGAGAAAAUAAGCCAUUUUCGGGUUUACUGGCACGACAUUUUGAGUGGUCCUUCUCCAACCUCAGUGAUGAUCGUGAAACCUUCCAGCAAUAUUUCAACUUCUGCAUUCGGGUUGAUACGGAUGAUCGAUAAUCCGCUCACAGAAGGACCGGACGUCAAGUCGAAGUUAUUGGGAAGAGCUCAGGGGUUUUACGGUUCGGCUGCACAAGAGAAUAUUAGUUUGUUGAUGAGUAUGAAUUUUGCAUUUUGCGAGGGCAAGUAUAAUGGAAGCACCAUCACUGUGAUGGGGAGGAAUGAGGUGUUUGAUAAGGUCAGGGAGAUGCCGGUGAUCGGAGGGAGCGGCCUUUUCCGGUUUGCCAGAGGCUAUGUUCGGGCUUCUACUCAUACGUUUGAUCUCAAAACUGGCGAUGCUGUUGUUAUGUACAACGUUUAUGUCAUGCAUUACUAAGGCCUUCAAUUUUAUUUAUGAUUUCUAGAUUUUCUUUUUUCGAAGAUACUAAAUAUGUUUGGUUUGGUUUGAUUUGUAAAGGGGGCAAUGAGGUAGCAUAUGGACUUGUUGAAUUAAGAUGAGAAAUUAUAUUACAUUGUUAUGCAUUUUGUGGCCGUUAAUGUUAUGAUGAGGAUGAUUAUUCAAA
This is a messenger RNA of Daucus carota subsp. sativus, 968 nucleotides long. RefSeq names its product dirigent protein 22. NCBI's taxonomy places the organism in Eukaryota, Viridiplantae, Streptophyta, Magnoliopsida, Apiales, Apiaceae. The transcript has a single exon. The record is from RefSeq and is a predicted model, not a curated record. Bases 194 to 781 code for a protein of 195 amino acids.